AUGGGCUCACUUGCGCCGCCUCGCAGAUUGAGAAUCGGCGUCGAUGUCGGCGGCACUAACACCGACGCGGUCGUCCUUGACCUGAGUGAAGCACAUCAACCACACCGGGGAGUACUGGCUUCGCACAAAGCACCAACGACAAGUCCCAAUGUCACCGAUGGUAUCGAGGCUGCUGUUGGGAGCGUUCUCGCACAGACGAACUGCGCAGAGGAAGUUUCGUGCCUCAUCAUCGGCACCACUCACUUCCUCAACGCCGUCGUGGAGCAUGAUAGUCGUCGACUGGCCAAGGUUGCCGUGAUCCGACUUUCAAAGAGCUUUACCAAGGACAUUCCACCAUUCUCGGACUUCCCACCAUCGUUAGCAAAGCUGCUGAACGGCUACCAUGGAUACGUUGACGGGGGUCUGCACAUCGACGGCGCGCAGGAAGCCCCGAUCCAAGAGGAGCAGAUCCUACGCCAGUGUGAUGAGAUCGAAAAGCUGGGCUUGAAGGCAGUGGUCAUAUCUGGUGUCUUCUCCCCCAUCGAUCGACACUUCCACCAGGAAAAGCGCGUUCGAGACAUCAUGCAAAAGCGUUUGGGUCCAGAUGUCGACAUAGUCUGCUCAUCUGAUGUCUCGAAUAUUGGACUUCUUGAGCGCGAGAAUGCUUCAAUUUUAAAUGCCUCAAUACUGAAGUUCGCCCGACGCACUAUAAAAGGCUUCCGCCAAGCGAUGAAGCGUCUUGGACUUGACUGCUCGUUGUUCAUCUCACAGAACGAUGGCACUGUCAUCGAUGCAGCAGCUGCGGCGGAGCUCCCGAUCAAGACGUUCUCGUCUGGACCCACCAACUCCAUGAGAGGACUAGGUGGCGGAUCGCUGAUCAGACAAAACGGCACCGAGUACAGCGUCGGUCCUGAUUCCGUUGGCUACCUGCUGACAUCCAAAGCAAAAAUUUUCGGCGGCGACGUACUGACGGCUACGGAUAUAGCGGUAGCCAGCGGACUCGAUAUAGGCGAUCGAUCCAAAGUCAGCGACAUCAGUAGUGAGAUGGUUACAGGAGCCCGGCAGAGGAUGAAGAAGAUGCUAGAGAGAGUCAUCGACAGAUUGAAGCUUACUCCCGCUCCGUUGCCGGUCAUUCUGGUUGGCGGAGGCUCAAUCAUCUGCCCGUCAGAACUCGAUGGAGUCUCAGAAGUCAUCGUUCCCAGGUUCCACUCGGUAGCCAAUGCUGUUGGAGCAGGAAUCUCCCGGGUUUGCGGCACCGUUGAUGCCAUCUGCGAGACUGGAGACAAGACUUUGGCAGAUCUGAUCGAAAAUGCAAAGGCGGAAGCAAUUGAGAAAGCGGUUACUGCAGGUGCAGAUGCCAGGACUGUGAGAAUCGUGGAAGUCGACAGUCUACCGAUCCCUUACGUGACUGGUCAAAUCCGCAUUAUCGUUAAGGCGGUCGGAGACUUGUCCAUCGAUUUUGUCUCCAGGUCACAGAAGAGUCUUGACGAGGAGGAAACGGAGAUCCUAAGCCUGGAGAUGGCAAAGAAUGAUGCCUCAGAUUCAGUUGCAGAGACAACGCGUGUCGACUUCGACUCGUAUCGACCGCUCAUAGUCAAGAACAAGCAAGGAAACCCAGAAUGGCUGGUUUCUCAAACAGAUCUAGCAUGGCUCCGAGAUGGGUGCUACAUUUUGGGCUGCGCGGGCGGAGGCUCGCCCAAGGCGGAAUAUCUGAAAUUGAGGGACCAGUUGCGCGCCGGCCAUACUGUUCGGAUCAUCGACAGCUCGUCGCUAGGUGAGAAAGAUCUGAUAUACUGGGGUGGCAUGAUGGGCUCGCCUGCUGUGUCGAUUGAAAGACUAAAUUCUGGUGAGUGCAACCAAGCAUUCGCAGAUUUGAUGGAGCUGCUGGGACACGAAUCUUUCGACGCAGUCAUGGGUCUCGAAAUUGGUGGUGCCAACGGUCUGGAACCACUGCUGCUCGGGACUUCUGCAGCCUUCGAUCGACCGGUCAUUGACGGCGACUGGAUGGGACGCGCAUAUCCAACGUACUGGCAGACCACCCUUGCUGUUCACGCGCCUGGACAAUUGACACCGUGCGCGAUUGCUUCUGGUGACGGGAAGACCAUCAUCAUGACGAAGUAUCCGGACGAUGAGAUUGUAGAUCGCGCACUUCGUGCUUCCUGCUCAGAAAUGGGCUCCAGAGUCGGUAUGGCUGCAAAGCCGACAUCAACGCACCACGUUCGCAACUUCGGUGUACUCAACACGUUGUCGCUAGCCUGGAGAGUCGGUAGAUGCGUCGCCAGAGCUCAGCAGGAGAACAAGACUCAUACGGUCGCUGAACAAAUCAUUGAAGCUGUUGGCGGCCCAUCGACCGCGAGGAUCUUGUUCCGAGGAAAGAUCGUUGGGGUUGAGAGGCGGCUGUUCAAGGGCCAUUCUUAUGGCGAAAUUUGCAUCAAACAGACGCUCCAAGAAGAGGAGGAGAGCCAGCACGAUACUCCAGCGGUGGCUGAGGGUGGCACGCUGAUGAUCCCGUUCAAGAACGAGAACAUCUAUGCGAAGCAUAUCGCCGAAGAUGGCGGCGAGAAGUACAUUGCUACUGUUCCGGAUCUGAUCUCGGUCAUCGACAGCCAGACUGGCCUGGCUCUGGGAGUGCCCGAGUUCCGCUAUGGUCUCCUGGUAACAGUGCUGGGGAUCACAUGUUCGCCACGCUGGACAGAAACACCGCGGGGCCUCGAAUAUGGAGGUCCGGUUGCCUUUGGGUACGACAUCGAGUACAAGCCUUUGGGCAAGUACGUCGAGCCUAAAAGCGUAAUCGCAGAGUAUGCUGUAUAG
Molecule: messenger RNA, 2790 nt
Organism: Cyphellophora attinorum
Lineage: Eukaryota; Fungi; Ascomycota; Eurotiomycetes; Chaetothyriales; Cyphellophoraceae
Exons: 2
Coding region: 1-2790 (929 amino acids)
Biological process (GO): glutathione metabolic process
Cellular component (GO): cytosol
Molecular function (GO): 5-oxoprolinase (ATP-hydrolyzing) activity
Source: RefSeq, a predicted model, not a curated record